ACAUUCCCCUGCGAAACCAUAACCAGAGAACAACUUUACACACCCACACUUUUCUCUCCAAUUUGCUAUCUGAGUCGUGAGUGAAGGAGAGUGACAGUAAGGGAAUCUCUGCUGAAAGAACUGGUACCCAACAUCGCCGUGGUGCCUUAAUAACCUCGCCGCCGGAGUUACUAAGGAACUGCGGGUCGAAGUUGCACUGAACCACCAUAGGAACGAAGGUCUAAGGGAGCCUGGGAAGCUGCCGCUGAACGCCACUGAACGCCGGAUAAAUGGGAGGACUCGCCGGAGAAGAAAGCCGGUGGUGGCUGGGCUGGUUUUCACGCCGGAAAAGAGAAUGGUUGAGCGCUGUGGAAACCAUGUCAUGUGGAAGGGCCACUGCAGCAUCGCCGGAGAAAGUUUCGCUGGGUCAGAACCACCGGACUGCGUAGACGCCGGAAGGAAAGAGAAGCCGCCUGGGAUCAACCAUGAUCGUCCGCGUCGCUGAAGCUGCUGGAGAAGAUGACCUCCUGCCUCCAUGUGCGUACGCAAUUCUUAUACUCCGUAUUACUCCGUAUUAAUAUCGACGGGCUGGAGUGUUUAUUAAUAUGGGCUCGUAUUAAAUUAAAUGGUCCGAACUGUUUAAGGAAUGGAGGAGAAAUUAGUUAUUCUGGGCAGCCCACCCCUAGGCUCCAUUGACAGAGCUGCGACCACUUUCAUCGACCAGAUCCGCCUCCACUUGCACCGUCCAGAUCUGCCGCCACAUGCAGCGGCUAGAUAUGUGAACCCUAACCGCAAGCCAUUAAUAGAUCCAACAACGUCGUUGCGUCGCUACCACCGCCAACGUAUGCCACAUAGCCACAAAACCCUAGCUUCUGUCAGAUAUCCCUAUCAAUGGUUAUUCUCCCCUCGUCACACAAAUCGGACGGAAUCAACAAUCGGUCCGAGAAGAAGAGCAAAAUGAAGAAGGUGAUGGAUGCUAAGGGAAGGAGAUGAGUGAUGUGAGUUUUCUCGCACUUAAAAAAAUUGUAGAAUAGUGGUGAAAGUACGAGUAUCGUCUCCACAGGGACGGACCAAAGGGAAUCAAGAAUUAAUUAAACUCAACGAUUAAAAAUAAAUAAAAUAAAUGCGGUCGUGCGAG
Messenger RNA from Cuscuta europaea, 1117 nucleotides. The record is from the annotation of a GenBank genome assembly. NCBI's taxonomy places the organism in Eukaryota, Viridiplantae, Streptophyta, Magnoliopsida, Solanales, Convolvulaceae.